Didymodactylos carnosus is the source of this 1779-nucleotide messenger RNA. The record is from the annotation of a GenBank genome assembly. Lineage: Eukaryota; Metazoa; Rotifera; Eurotatoria; Philodinida; Philodinidae.
AUGCAUUUAAUUUUCUCAUUAUUCGUCUUAUUAUAUACACUACUUCCUUUCUGUUCUUGUGCAUUAACCAAUGGUAUUGUUCCAGUACAAUGGCAUGAUCAACAGCGUCCUAUUCUUGAUCGAAUUCUAUAUGCUAACACAAAAAUUAACUUCAGAGUCAUUUGUCGAACACCGACAAUGAAUGAUACAAAUGCAAUUAUACAUGGGAAGAAAAAACCAGCUAAGAGUAUAGAUCAAGACUAUCCCGAUUUAAACAUCGAAAUUAGGGGUCGUAUUGGUCGUGUGGUUUCUUGUUUACCAUUGACGCCUGAAUUUUCACUAACGUCUUCUGGUCCGAGUAAUGCAGAUACUGAUGCACAAGUGGAGGAUAAAAGAUAUAAGAAUGUAUGGGAUAAAAUGCAAGUAAAAGACUUUACGAUUGUUCAGAAAGGCUGUGAUCCUGAUGGAAGAACUGUUCAAUUGACACAAGCGGCCAACUAUACAGAACCGGCAAUCCUAGAACAAACAUCACCGCCAAAAGAAAAGAAAUCUGAAACAGAAAAGAAAAGUAAAGAGCAACCAAGCAAUCGUCGUCGACGUGCCGCAAAUGGAACACCGUUAGAAGUAGCAGUUUCUAAAAUUGAUGUAAAUACUCUGGUGACGUGGGGUGAUGGAUUUUAUAUAAUUGAUUUUGAUCAACCGACAUUAAAAUCUACUGGGGAUAGGAAUCCAGAUAUCGAUUUAAUAGUAUCAAUGAAAUCAAAACAUGGUUAUUUAUCGGGCAAGCGUGAAUUAUUAAAAAUUCAAUUUUGGAUUGGUGGUGUUAUUCUCAUUGGAAUGUUCGAAAAAUCUGCAUUUCUCGCUGAAUAUGAUACAACAAAUCGUUAUGGUUACACCAUGAAAUAUGCCGUCAUAACUGCCGAAAUUCUUUCGUGUUUAAAACGUACUGUAUCUCGAAUGUUAGUCGUUAUUGUUGCACUUGGUUUUGGCAUUGUUAAACCACGAUUAGGUCCACUCAAACAAAAAGUGAUUGGAAUGGCUUUACUUUACUUUGCAAUUGCUGCCACCGAAUCAUUCUUACGUUUGUACUCCAAACACGACGAAACAAGCAAAAAUGUAUUAAUAUCACGUAUACCGUUGGCUGUAGUGGAUGCAACUAUUUAUUAUUGGAUCUUUACGGGUUUGGUACGAACAACACGUACUUUACGUGUGCGAAAAAAUGUGGUAAAACUUAAUGUUUAUCGUCAUUUUACAAAUACAAUAUUAUUUGCAAUUGUUGCGUCAAUUUUAUUUAUGAUAUGGUCAUUAAAAUCACAUCAGUUUGCCAAAUGUAUUACAGAUUGGAGAGAAUUCUGGGUUGAUGAUGCAUUUUGGCAUAUCUUAUUCUCUCUCUUAUUGCUUGUCAUUAUGAUAUUAUUUCGUCCAUCAAAUAAUAAUCAACGUUAUGCAUUUGUUCCUCUUUUGGACGACGAACAAGAUCAUGAUCCAGAUGAUAUGGAUGAUUUAGAUGAAGAAAAAGGUGAAGCAACUCUAUUUGAAACGGUUAAAUUACGAGGUAAACAGCAAGAAAAUGGAACACAAGUCAGUAGUGGUAAAAUGAAUAAAAAACAACAACAAAAUGCUGAAAGAAACUUAAAUGUUAAAGAAGAUAAAAGUAUCCAGGGACAAAAUGGUAUUGAUGAUGAAUUGACAUGGGUUGAAGAUAAUAUUCCAACAUCAAUUGCUGAUCAAGCACUACAAGCACUCGACUCAGAAGAUGAAAUUGUUAAUACAAAAUUAGAACGAUCGAAAAUGCAGUAG